Molecule: messenger RNA, 636 nt
Organism: Rotaria sp. Silwood1
Lineage: Eukaryota; Metazoa; Rotifera; Eurotatoria; Philodinida; Philodinidae
Source: the annotation of a GenBank genome assembly
AUGAUUUCACAAUUUAUUUCUAACAAUCCAAUUAUUCCAUCAACAAAUACACAAACACCAAUAGAAGAAAAUAAAAUAGAGGAGGAAUCUAUUCAACCAUUAUCUAAACCAAAUAAUUGUGUUGAAAGUCUUUCAAUGCCAUUGAUUAAUUUAAUACCAACUAAAGAUGAUCAACAUCAAUCGAAACUAUCUAAAAAUAAUCCAAUUACAAAUAAUAAACAACAAUAUAUUAAAGUUCCAUCUCAUGUUCUCACACGACGUUCACCUGAAGCUUACAAAAAUUUACGAGCUAAAACGGUACGAAUUGGUAAAGUUCGUUGGCCACCACCACUCAAUUCAGAUGAAAUUGAUCAGGCCAAUCAACAAAGACGAUUGCUCAUACACCGCCGUAUUCAAGAAGAAAUUCAUGGUAAUGCGACAAUUAGAGAACAAUCAUCAAUCGUACACGAUCAUGUUCCUAUUGAAAACAACAAUCUAUUUCCUCACAAUAAUCACGAUUUGUCGACAAAUGAUAUUAUUGUUUGUAAUCAAAAACCAUUAAAACUUGAUAAAGAAAAUUAUCAACUUCGUAAAAAUUUAUUUGAACAUGUCGACAAAUCAUCAUUUUUAGGUAUGAAUAUAUCCUUUUCUAUUUAA